GAGCCCGUGGACCUUGCUCAGACAAAAAAGCCCAUUUCUGUCUUUCUAUUAUUUAAAAAAAUAAAAUGAAAUUCAUUUACUGCCCCAUCGUUCCUGCCCAGCAAAGAAGAACAGCGAUCUGCUCCGCGAGUUCUCAUCUCCGAACAGCUUUAAGACUUUCAUUGGCAGUGUAGCAGCUGUACUUGACUAGAUGGAACAGUAUGAAAAAGUUGAGAAGAUUGGUGAAGGGACCUACGGUGUGGUUUACAAGGCACGUGACCGUGUGACCAAUGAGACUAUCGCUUUGAAGAAGAUUCGCUUGGAACAAGAAGAUGAGGGAGUGCCAAGCACUGCAAUUAGAGAAAUUUCCCUCUUGAAAGAGAUGCAACAUGGAAACAUUGUCAGGUUGCAGGAUGUAGUGCACAGUGAGAAGCGUUUGUAUCUGGUUUUUGAAUAUCUGGAUUUGGAUUUGAAGAAGCACAUGGAUUCAUGUCCAGAGUUUGCUAAGGAUCCACGUCUAGUAAAAAUGUUUCUUUAUCAAAUUCUCCGUGGUAUUGCUUACUGUCAUUCUCAUAGAGUUCUUCAUCGAGAUUUGAAACCCCAGAACUUGCUCAUAGAUAGACGCACCAAUGCACUAAAGCUUGCAGACUUUGGUCUGGCCAGAGCAUUUGGUAUUCCUGUCAGGACAUUUACCCAUGAGGUGGUGACACUCUGGUACAGAGCACCAGAAAUACUCCUCGGAUCCCGCCAUUAUUCUACGCCUGUGGAUGUGUGGUCAGUGGGCUGUAUAUUUGCUGAGAUGGUGAACCAGCGGCCAUUGUUCCCUGGGGACUCUGAGAUUGAUGAAUUGUUCAAGAUUUUCAGAAUUAUGGGCACUCCAAAUGAGGAUACAUGGCCUGGGGUGACUUCUCUGCCUGAUUUUAAAUCGACCUUUCCCAAGUGGCCUCCUAAGGACCUAGCAACUGUGGUUCCAAAUCUUGAUUCAGCAGGUGCUGAUCUUCUUACUAAAAUGCUCCGCUUGGAUCCUAGCAGAAGAAUAACAGCUCGGAGUGCUCUAGAGCAUGAAUACUUCAAGGACAUUGGAUUUGUACCCUGAUUCCCCAUACCUGGCAUUGGCGUCUUUGCUGCUGAAGUGUCUAUAUUUGAUUGUAGCAUUCUAUGGGUAUUGAUCGUGUCAAAAGGUCGUGUUGUCUUUUUUAGCAAUUUUUCCUGUUGCUUUAAAUUGUCUUGGGAACCUUAUCCACAUUGCAUUCAACAGACUGGAAUUGGCCACCAUGGAAUUGGCUUUCCUACUCGUAGUUAUGCAUAGGUUGUAUUUUUCAAAUUUCCUUGUAAUUUGAAAAGAAUAUGUUUACUUAACCUACUUUGUUUUUCCAAUAGGGAAUGAAAAGCAUUGUAUUGUUUUA
Messenger RNA from Malania oleifera, 1385 nucleotides. RefSeq names its product cell division control protein 2 homolog A. Gene Ontology annotation, biological process: regulation of G2/M transition of mitotic cell cycle; regulation of gene expression; signal transduction. The coding region runs from base 191 to 1075 and encodes 294 amino acids. Gene Ontology annotation, cellular component: nucleus; cytoplasm; cyclin-dependent protein kinase holoenzyme complex. NCBI's taxonomy places the organism in Eukaryota, Viridiplantae, Streptophyta, Magnoliopsida, Santalales, Ximeniaceae. Gene Ontology annotation, molecular function: cyclin binding; ATP binding; cyclin-dependent protein serine/threonine kinase activity. The transcript is spliced from 9 exons. The record is from RefSeq and is a predicted model, not a curated record.